GCGCAUGCGCGCACAGGUCCGGAGCUCCCGAGUCCGGAAUCGCCCGGAGCCGGAGUCAGGCGGGAAGCGAAGCGCGCAUGCGCGCACAGGCCGGGAGCGUCCGCAAUCACCCGGAACUGGAGUCACCCGGAGCUGGAGUCAGGAGGCAAACGGAGGGCGCAUGCGCGCACAGGUCCGGAGCUCCCGAGUCCGGGAUCGCCCGGAGCCGGAGUCAGGAGGGAAGCGGAGCGUCCGCAAUCCCCCGGAACUGGAGUCACCCGGAGCUGGAGUCAGGAGGCAAGCGGAGGGAGCAUGCGCGCACAGGUCCGGAGCUCCCGAGUCCGGGAUCGCCCGGAGCCGGAGUCAGGAGGGAAGCGGAGCGCGCAUGCGCGCACAGGCCGGGAGCGUCCGCAAUCACCCGGAACUGGAGUCGCCCGGAGCUGGAGUCAGGAGGCAAGCGGAGGGCGCAUGCGCGCACAGGUCCGGAGCUCCCGAGUCCGGAAUCGCCCGGAGCCGGCGUCAGGAGGGAAGCAGAGCGCGCAUGCGCGCACAGGCCGGGAGCGUCCGCAAUCACCCGGAACUGGAGUUUCCCGGAGCCGGAGUCAGGAGGGAAGCCGAGUGCGCAUGCGCGCACAGGCCGGGCGCGUGUGCAUCCGGAAUCACCCGGAACUGGAGUCGUCCGGAGCCGGAGUCAGGCGGGAAGCGGAACGCGUGUGUGGACAUAGGCCUAGAGCACCCGAGCGCCAUGGCCUGGGCCCUCAAGCUGCCCCUGGCCGACGAGGUCAUCGAGUCCGGGCUGGUGCAGGAUUUCGAUGCCAGCCUCUCCGGGAUCGGGCAGGAGCUGGGUGCGAGGGUUUACAGCAUGAGACUGUGAGCCCGCUGGUGGGUAGGGACCGUCU
Molecule: messenger RNA, 878 nt
Organism: Tachyglossus aculeatus (Australian echidna)
Lineage: Eukaryota; Metazoa; Chordata; Mammalia; Monotremata; Tachyglossidae
Exons: 3
Coding region: 5-853 (282 amino acids)
Source: RefSeq, a predicted model, not a curated record